Eptesicus fuscus (big brown bat) is the source of this 770-nucleotide messenger RNA. RefSeq names its product signal recognition particle 14 (gene SRP14). Gene Ontology annotation, molecular function: 7S RNA binding; endoplasmic reticulum signal sequence receptor activity. NCBI's taxonomy places the organism in Eukaryota, Metazoa, Chordata, Mammalia, Chiroptera, Vespertilionidae. The coding region runs from base 81 to 395 and encodes 104 amino acids. The transcript is spliced from 6 exons. Gene Ontology annotation, biological process: SRP-dependent cotranslational protein targeting to membrane. The record is from RefSeq and is a predicted model, not a curated record. Gene Ontology annotation, cellular component: signal recognition particle, endoplasmic reticulum targeting.
GUCCCCACCCAGCCUGGCAGGAACUUCCGGCUCCGAUUGCUUGGGUCUUAUGUGGCUUGAGUGGGGCCCGCGGAGCCGGGAUGGUUCUGCUGGAGAGUGAGCAGUUCCUGACGGAGCUGACCCGGCUCUUCCAGAAGUGCCGGCUGUCGGGCAGUGUGUUCAUCACCCUGAAGAAGUGGUGCAUUUUUCUUGCAGAUGAUGGCCGAACUAAACCCAUUCCAAGGAAAGGUUCAGUGGAGGGCUUUGAGCCCUCAGACAACAAGUGUCUGUUAAGAGCUACUGAUGGGAAAAAGAAGAUUAGCACAGUGGUGAGCUCCAAAGAAGUGAAUAAGUUUCAGAUGGAACAAGUGUCCCAUGGUGUUAUUUGCUUUAUCAGGCUUAUUCAAACCUAUUGAGAGCAAACAUGGAUGGGCUGAAGAAGAGGGACAAAAAGAGCAAGAGUAAGAAGAGCAAAGCAGCACAGUGAAGGCUCCAGAUUCCCUGCUUUCACCAACUAACCACCACAUUGCUAUUUUUCCUUUGGUUUUUCCUUUUGGCCACAAAACUAGGUUUCUGGUUCCCCUACAUUGUUUUCAUGUGAGAUUAUGUUCAUUUUGGACGGAAGAAGAGCUGUGAUGUUUACAGGGUAGUUAUAAGAAGCCAGUUUAUUUUAGAUCUGGCUAAUUGGUCUAUGUUGCCUACUUGCAUAUUCCUGGAUUUUAGUUAAAGACUCUGCAGGCAUCUGUGUGAAGAACAAUGCAUCAUUAAACCUGUCUAUUUAUCAGCACUGA